Messenger RNA from Myotis daubentonii (Daubenton's bat), 3667 nucleotides. RefSeq names its product ubiquitin specific peptidase 2 (gene USP2). Gene Ontology annotation, molecular function: cysteine-type deubiquitinase activity. The record is from RefSeq and is a predicted model, not a curated record. Gene Ontology annotation, biological process: protein deubiquitination. NCBI's taxonomy places the organism in Eukaryota, Metazoa, Chordata, Mammalia, Chiroptera, Vespertilionidae.
AGGUCCUCGCGGCCCCGGGCCGAGGUGCGGGAGGUGGAGGUGCGGGAGGCGACGGAGCGGAGGCCGGGGAGCUGUCCGCGCUCGGACCGGCCCGGGGCACCCGCGGCCCCAUGCUCUUGCCCGGCUCGGCGCGGCCACCCUCGGAGCAGACGCGGCCCAUGAGGCUCCCGGUCCCCACUGAGCACAGCCCCGAAGGAUGUCCCAGCUCUCCUCCACGCUGAAGCGCUACACGGACUCAGCACGCUACGCAGACACCCCUUACGCCAAGUCAGGCUAUGGCUCCUACACCCCCUCCUCCUACGGCGCCACCCUGGCUGCCUCCUUCCUAGAGAAGGAGAAGCGGGGUUUCAAGCCAGGCCCCCCAGCCAGCUUCCUCACCCGGCCCAGUACCUAUGGCCCUUCCUCCAUUCUGGAUUAUGACCGGGGCCGCCCCCUGCUGAGACCAGAUGUCCUCGGGGGUGGUAAGAAGGCGGAGAGCCAGGCUCGAGGCCUCGAGCGGCCAGUAGGGAGCGGACUCAGUGGGGGCAGCGGAUUCCCGUAUGGAGUGACCAGUAGCUCCCUGGGCUACCUGCCUAUGAGUGCCCGGAGCCAGGGGCUGCCCCUGACGCAGAAGAAGUCCAGCAGUCAGCUCGACCUGGCCAGGGACUUCUCCAGCCUGCGGGCCUCGGAGAGCUACCGCCUGGACCCCGGGACCCUGGGCCGCAGCCCCGGGCUGGCCCGCACCCGCCGGGAGCUGUGUGCCCUGCAGGGCCUCUACCAGGCAGCCAGCCGCUCGGAGUACCUGGCCGACUACCUGGAGAACUACGGGCGCAAGGGCAGCAUCCCUCAGCUUCCUGCCCAGGCUCCUCCCUCUCGAGUCCCUGAAGUCCUCAGCCCCACCUACCGACCCAGCGCCCGGUACACUCUGUGGGAGAAGGGGAAGGGCCUGGCCCCUGGGCCCAGCCGCAGCAGCUCCCCAGGACAGGACACCACGAACUCUAAGGGCGCCCAGGGUCUGGCCGGCCUGCGCAACCUUGGGAACACGUGCUUCAUGAACGCCAUCCUGCAGUGCCUGAGCAACACGCGCGAGCUGCGGGACUACUGCCUGCAGCGGCUCUACCUGCGGGACCUCGGCCACGGCAGCCACGCGCACACGGCCCUCAUGGAAGAGUUUGCCAAGCUGAUCCAGGCUGUAUGGACUUCGCCUCUCAAUGACGUGGUGAGCCCCUCAGAGUUCAAGACCCAGAUCCAGAGAUACGCCCCGCGCUUCGUGGGCUAUAAUCAGCAGGAUGCUCAGGAGUUCCUCCGCUUCCUUCUGGAUGGGCUGCACAAUGAGGUAAACCGAGUCACAGUGAGGCCUAAGUCCACCCCUGAGAACCUCGAUCACCUUCCUGAUGACGAGAAAGGGCGGCAGAUGUGGAGGAAAUACCUGGAGCGGGAAGACAGUCGGAUUGGGGAUCUCUUUGUGGGGCAGCUGAAGAGCUCCCUGACCUGCACGGACUGCGGCUACUGCUCCACGGUCUUCGACCCCUUCUGGGACCUCUCGCUGCCCAUCGCGAAGCGGGGCUAUCCCGAGGUGACCUUAAUGGACUGCAUGAGGCUCUUCACCAAAGAGGACGUGCUCGAUGGCGACGAGAAGCCUACGUGCUGCCGCUGCCGCGCCCGGAGGCGGUGCCUAAAGAAGUUCUCCAUCCAGAGGUUCCCCAAGGUCCUGGUGCUCCAUCUGAAACGGUUCUCCGAGUCCAGGGUGCGGACCAGCAAGCUCACAACGUUUGUCAACUUCCCGCUGAGAGACCUGGACUUGAGGGAAUUCGCUUCAGAAAACACCAACCACGCUGUUUACAACCUGUACGCUGUGUCCAAUCACUCCGGAACCACCAUGGGCGGCCACUACACCGCGUACUGCCGGAGCCCGGCCACCGGCGAAUGGCACACGUUCAAUGACUCCAGCGUCACCCCCAUGUCCUCCGGCCAAGUGCGCACCAGCGACGCCUACCUGCUCUUCUACGAGCUGGCCAGCCCGCCCUCCCGCAUGUAGCGGCAGCGCUACCCCCUCCCUGCCGUGGUGGCCCUACGCCCGACGACGUGUUUUUUAAAAAAACAAACAAGCAAACCUGACAAAUAAGAGAAAAAUAAAGUACAUAAAGCUGGGGAGCAGGAGUGGCUGCGGCCUGGGCGCUGGAGCCCACGCCCACAGCGAAGACCCCAGGACCCUCGGCUUCUCCCGCUGCGUCUUUCAGCCUUUGGUUGUUCCCGCGUGAAAGCAGCAGCAGUGGCGCGUGGGAGAGGACCCUCUGCUGCCUGCUCCUCCGAGAGGACGGCGCCCCCGGAGCCUGCGCACCGACUGUCCAGAAGCGAGAGACACCCCAGGAGCCAGGGGCCCGCUCGGCGCGAAGUCCCGGACAGACCAGGGCGCAUCAUGGAAAAAAAGCUGUUGUUGGCUUUUAAAAGCCCAGUUUUUUGUGCCGGCCCUCAAGUGUUCAAACUGGAGACGCCCUCUGCUCCCCUCUGCCCAGCAGGGGCGGCCGGUGGUCUCUCUCUUCAGAUACACGUUUUCUAAGCUCGCCAGGCAGGCGUCCAGGCCCACGCACGGCACCGGAGGCCUGGAUCUAACGAGUUUUGGUUUCUAGGGUUUUUGUUGUUUUCUUUCUUUCUUUUAAUGUUUUGGAUGGAAUCUAGUUGCCUCUAAGAAUUGUGCCUUAUAGCAUUUGGGGACCAGGGGAGUGACUGUCCCUCCCUGAAAUAUCCCACAGCCACUUCCCUUGGCCCCACACCAUGUCCGGACUGACUGGGGGAGGUCGGGCCAUGCCCUUAGCCCCCGGCUGGCUGGCAUCGCAGUGAGAUGGAGAAGAAAGUGGGUGAGAGGAUAUUUCUUGCGAUGUAGUGUAUCAGGUUCCCCUGCCCGCUUCCUCCCCUCACCCCCACCACCACCCAUCACUCCCAGCUGUUUGAAGGACAGCACAGUCCCUGUCCCUAGAGCUCCUCCGCCUUUAACUUAUUCCCUCUUACCCUGCGUUUUCUCCCUGACCUCCGCCCACCCCGCCUUCUCAGAGCCUCCUGCACCGUUUCUCAGGGAUGCCCGCACCACCCUCCCCGGGCACCAGUGCCCAGGCCUGCCCGGGGGUGUGCCCAGGGCGCUGAGACACCUUGCCUCAGCCCCGUGAUGUUUUCCCAGGGGCAGGGUUGGCCCUGAGCAGUCGGCAGACUUCGGUGCUGCCCCAGGAAGUCGGGCUGCUCCUGCACCAGGCAGGGAGCUCUCUGCACCACUCAGUGGCCUGGCUUGUGCCGGGAGCCGAGCCAGCAGCUUCCCGGUGCUCCCAGGAGGAGGCAUCAGGGAGAGACCCCGCACUUCACUGGCCUGACACCCUUCUCUAGGGAAGCCCUGUGGCCCUGAGCCAGGGGCGGCGGACACGUGUUUACUGUGUAAGCAAGAGGAAAGCGGCGAAUGCACGCUGGGCCUCGUAUGGAAGAAAGCCCAGCGCGAGGGAGCCAUGGUCUGGGACGCAAUCUUGGUCGGGAGGCUGUGGACUCGGAGAGCCUCUACUGCCCCAACCAGAGUGCGUUCAGGUCCUGGGAGGCGGGCUGCCCACCUCUUAGUUUACGCGUUUCUAUAAGAGCUGAACCAGUGCACAUUCUGAACACUGUUCAUCUGGACUCGCUGAUAAACAUACUGAUAUUUUAAAUGCCA